Nestor notabilis (Kea) is the source of this 9919-nucleotide messenger RNA. It is a transcript of the gene FRYL, whose product is annotated as FRY-like. The transcript is spliced from 61 exons. Gene Ontology annotation, biological process: cell morphogenesis; neuron projection development. NCBI's taxonomy places the organism in Eukaryota, Metazoa, Chordata, Aves, Psittaciformes, Psittacidae. The record is from RefSeq and is a predicted model, not a curated record. Gene Ontology annotation, cellular component: site of polarized growth; cell cortex. The coding region runs from base 75 to 9131 and encodes 3018 amino acids.
CGCCACCCAGCAGAGUAAAUAAACGCAGAGUUUCUCCAAGUGUUGUUUCCACCUGGGAAAAGAGAGGCAUCAUCAUGUCUAACAUUACUAUUGAUCCUGAUGUCAAACCUGGCGAGUAUGUCAUCAAAAGCCUCUUUGCUGAAUUUGCUGUUCAAGCUGAAAAGAAAAUUGAACUUGUAAUGGCUGAACCUUUGGAAAAGCUCUUGUCCAGAUCUCUUCAAAGAGGUGAAGAUCUUCAGUUUGAUCAGUUGAUAAGCUCUAUGAGCUCAGUAGCAGAGCACUGUCUCCCUUCCUUAUUACGCACCUUGUUUGACUGGUACAGGCGUCAAAAUGGAACAGAAGAUGAAUCUUAUGAAUAUAGACCUCGGUCUAGCACAAAAUCGAAGGGGGAUGACCAACAACGUGAAAGAGAUUAUCUACUUGAAAGGAGGGACUUAGCUGUAGAUUUCAUUUUUUGUUUAGUUUUAAUAGAGGUUCUAAAACAGAUACCUGUUCAUCCAGUGCCAGAUCCUUUAGUACAUGAAGUUCUAAACUUGGCUUUUAAGCACUUUAAACAUAAGGAAGGGUAUUCAGGAACCAACACUGGGAAUGUGCAUAUUAUUGCAGACCUAUAUGCAGAAGUGACAGGGGUUCUUGCUCAAUCAAAAUUCCAAGCUGUUAGGAAGAAGUUUGUCACUGAAUUAAAGGAACUGCGACAAAAAGAACAGAGUCCUCAUGUAGUACAAAGUAUCAUCAGUUUGAUAAUGGGAAUGAAGUUUUUCCGAGUAAAGAUGUAUCCCGUGGAGGAUUUUGAAGCAUCAUUUCAGUUCAUGCAGGAAUGUGCUCAGUACUUCCUGGAAGUAAAAGAUAAAGAUAUAAAACAUGCACUUGCUGGUUUGUUUGUGGAAAUUCUCAUCCCUGUGGCUGCUGCUGUUAAAAACGAAGUCAAUGUGCCAUGUUUGAAAAAUUUUGUGGAGAUGCUUUAUCAGACUACCUUUGAAUUGAGUUCAAGAAAGAAGCAUUCACUGGCUUUGUAUCCAUUGAUCACCUGCCUCUUGUGUGUCAGUCAGAAACAGUUUUUUUUAAAUAACUGGCACGUUUUCCUGCAGAACUGUUUGUCACAUCUGAAGAAUAAAGAUCCCAAAAUGUCCCGAGUUGCACUGGAAUCUUUGUAUAGGUUAUUGUGGGUUUAUGUUAUUAGAAUAAAAUGUGAAAGCAACACUGUAACUCAAAGCCGUCUCAUGAGCAUUGUAUCAGCACUUUUCCCAAAAGGAUCACGUAGUGUGGUCCCGCGAGACACACCUCUGAAUAUAUUUGUGAAGAUUAUUCAGUUCAUUGCUCAGGAACGUUUGGAUUUUGCAAUGAAAGAAAUAAUAUUUGAUCUUCUUAGUGUUGGAAAAUCUCCUAAAACCUUCACUAUUAACCCAGAGAGGAUGAAUAUUGGCCUCAGAGUCUUCCUUGUCAUAGCAGACAGCUUGCAGCAGAAAGACGGUGAACCACCAAUGCCAACAACAGGAGUUGUUCUUCCCUCAGGAAAUACUCUGCGCGUGAAGAAAAUUUUUCUUAAUAAAACACUGACAGAUGAGGAAGCAAAAGUUAUAGGAAUGUCCAUAUACUACCCUCAAGUCAGAAAAGCGCUAGACAGCAUUCUUAGGCAUUUGGACAAAGAAGUUGGAAGGCCCAUGUGCAUGACUAGUGUGCAGAUGUCCAAUAAAGAACCUGAAGACAUGAUUACGGGUGAGAGAAAACCUAAGAUAGAUUUAUUCAGAACUUGCAUUGCUGCUAUCCCAAGACUGAUUCCAGAUGGCAUGAGCAGGACUGACCUCAUUGAAUUGCUUGCAAGGCUGACAAUUCAUAUGGAUGAAGAACUUCGUGCCUUGGCUUUCAAUACUCUCCAAGCAUUAAUGCUUGAUUUUCCAGAUUGGCGGGAAGAUGUUCUUUCAGGAUUUGUAUAUUUUAUUGUGCGUGAAGUGACUGACAUCCACCCAACGCUUCUUGACAAUGCAGUAAAAAUGUUAGUGCAGCUCAUAAAUCAGUGGAAACAAGCAGCCCAAAUGCACAAUAAAAACCAAGAUUCUCAGCGUGGUGUAUCCAAUGGGGCUGCCCAUACCCUUCCUCUGGAGAGGACCCUUUAUUCGAGUGUAUUCCAUGUGGUGGAAGGCUUUGCUUUGGUCAUCCUUUGCAGCACAAGACCUGCCACCAGGAGACUGGCUGUCAGUGUUCUCAGAGAAAUAAGGGCCUUGUUCACAGUUUUAGAGAUUUCUAAGAGUGACGAUGAGUUGGCUAUAGAUGUAAUGGACAGACUGAGUGCUACUAUCCUGGAGAGUUUCAUACAUCUCACUGGGGCUGACCAGACUACUUUACUGUAUUGUCCCAGUUCAAUAGAUUUACAAACUCUGGCUGACUGGAAUUCCUCCCCCAUCAGCCACCAGUUUGAUGUGGUCAGUCCAUCACAUAUAUGGAUAUUUGCACAUGUGACUCAAGGCCAAGAUCCAUGGAUUAUAAGCCUCUCAAGUUUUAUGAAACAGGAAAAUCUCCCAAAACACUGCCCAACAGCUGUAAGCUAUGCUUGGACGUUUGCGUAUACCAGACUCCAACUGCUGUCUCCACAAGUGGAUAUAAACAGCCCUAUCAAUGCAAAGAAAGUGAAUACUACUACAAGCAGUGACUCCUAUAUUGGGCUCUGGAGAAACUACCUGAUUCUUUGCUGCAGUGCAGCAUCUUCUUCAAACUCCUCCACCUCCACAGGCUCUGUGAGAUGUUCCCCUCCUGAGACGCUGGCGUCUACUCCUGACAGUGGUUAUAGCAUUGAUUCAAGAAUCAUUGGCAUUCCAUCCCCUUCCUCCCUGUUUAAGCACAUAGUUCCAAUGAUGCGCUCUGAGAGCAUGGAAAUUACAGAAUCCCUUGUGCUGGGACUUGGCAGGACCAACCCAGGAGCUUUCAGGGAACUAAUAGAAGAAUUACAUCCUAUAAUUAAGGAAGCACUUGAAAGAAGGCCAGAGAACAUGAAACGGCGCAGGCGUCGAGAUAUUUUACGAGUACAACUAGUACGAAUAUUUGAACUGUUGGCAGAUGCUGGUGUCAUUAGUCACAGUGCAAGUGGUGGCCUUGAUAAUGAAACACAUUCCCUCAACAACACUUUACUUGAGUAUGUUGAUCUAACAAGACAACUCCUAGAAGCAGAAAAUGAAAAGGAUUCUGAUACAUUGAAAGAUAUCCGAUGCCAUUUUAGUGCCUUAGUGGCAAAUAUCAUUCAAAAUGUUCCAGUACACCAGAGGAGAAGUGUCUUUCCUCAGCAGAGUCUACGCCACAGUCUAUUUAUGUUGUUCAGUCAUUGGGCAGGUCCUUUUAGUAUCAUGUUUACUCCCCUGGACAGAUACAGUGAUAGGAACAUGAGAAUAAACAGACACCAAUACUGUGCAUUAAAGGCUAUGUCUGCUGUACUGUGUUGUGGCCCUGUUGCAGACAAUGUCGGGCUCUCAUCUGAUGGCUAUUUGUACAAAUGGCUGGAUAAUAUCUUGGAUUCACAAGAUAAAAAGGUUCACCAGCUAGGCUGUGAGGCAGUCAUGCUGCUCUUGGAACUCAACCCCGACCAGAGUAACCUCAUGUACUGGGCUGUAGACCGGUGUUAUACAGGUUCCAAGCGGGUAGCAGCUGGCUGUUUUAAAGCCAUAGCCAGUGUGUUCCAAAACAGGGAAUACCAGUGUGAUACAGUGACCCUCCUGAAUCUGAUAUUAUUUAAAGCAGCUGAUUCUACUAGGGCUAUCUAUGAAGUUGCUAUGCAACUAUUACAGAUCUUGGAACCAAAGAUGUUCCGUUAUGCUCACAAACUGGAAGUUCAGCGGACGGAUGGGGUUUUGGGUCAGCCUUCUCCUUUACCACAUCUGUAUUCUGUGUCUUAUUAUCAACUGUCAGAAGAAUUAGCAAGGACUUACCCUGAGCUAACACUUGCUAUUUUCUCAGAAGUAAGUCAGAGAAUCCAAACGGCUCACCCAGCUGGGAGACAGGUGAUGCUGCAUUAUCUUCUGCCAUGGAUGAACAAUAUUGAGUUGGUAGAUUUGAAACCUUUGCCAACUAUUCGUCGGCAAGAUGAAGAUGAAGAAGAUUCUUUGAAAGACAGAGAAAUAAUGGUGAAUAGUAGACGAUGGCUAAGAGGAGAAGGUUGGGGAUCACCACAGGCUACAGCUAUGGUUCUGAACAAUCUGAUGUAUAUGACUGCAAAGUAUGGUGAUGAAGUGGCUUGGUCAGAGAUAGAAAAUGUCUGGACUACUUUGGCAGACAGCUGGCCAAAGAAUCUGAAAAUAAUUUUGCACUUCUUGAUCAGUAUCUGUGGAGUGAACAGUGAACCCAGCCUUUUGCCUUAUGUAAAGAAAGUUAUUGUUUAUUUGGGUAGAGAUAAAACAAUGCAACUACUAGAAGAGCUGGUGAGUGAACUUCAGCUUACAGAUCCCGUCAGUUCAGGAGUCACCCAUAUGGAUAAUCCACCAUAUUACCGCAUUACUUCCAGUUAUAAGAUCCCCUCUGUCACAUCAGGUACCACUUCCAGUAGCAAUACAAUGGUAGCUCCCACAGAUGGCAACCCUGACAGUAAACAUAUAAAAGACAAUAUUGAAGAGAAUUAUGUACAUCUAGACAUCUACAGCGGGUUGAACAGUAACUUAAACCGCCAGCACCACAGACUAGAGUCUCGCUACAGCAGCAGCUCUGGAGGAUCAUAUGAAGAGGAAAAAAGUGAUUCAAUGCCUCUGUAUUCAAACUGGCGGUUGAAGGUGAUGGAGCACAAUCAAGGAGAGCCUCUGCCUUUUCCACCUUCUGGAGGCUGCUGGUCACCACUAGUGGAUUACUUGCCUGAAACUUCUCCUCCGGGCAUGUCUCUUCACAGAUGCAAUAUAGCAGUGAUCCUUUUGACUGACUUGAUAGUUGACCACAGUGUAAAGGUGGAAUGGGGAGGAUACUUGCAUCUUUUGCUUCAUGCAAUUUUUAUAGGUUUUGACCAUUGUCACCCCGAAGUCUAUGAGCAUUGUAAACGACUGCUUUUGCAUCUACUGAUAGUGAUGGGAUCUGGCAGUAAUGUCCAGUCUGUUGCUUCUGUCCUGCUCAGAAACAGAGAGUUCAAUGAGUCCAGGGUGCUCACUGUCAAGCAAACUACGCAUUUAGAUUAUACCUUCACAGCAGGUGUUAAUGAUUUUAUACCUGAUUACCAGCCCUCCCCAAUGACAGACUCAGGGCUUAGUUCAAGUUCUACCUCUUCUAGCAUCAGUUUAGGAAAUGCAAGUGCUGCCAUUUCUCAGCUGCACACCACAAUCCUCAACGAGGUUGACAUUUCAGUAGAGCUGGAUGAAAAAGUGAAAACUCUCAUAGAAUUUAUUACCUCAAGGAAAAGAGGCCCACUUUGGAACCAUGAAGAUGUUUCAGCCAAGAACCCUAAUAUAAAGAGCGCUGAACAGUUAACUGUAUUUUUAAAGCAUGUGGUGUCUAUAUUUAAACAGUCUAGCUCAGGAGGAUUUCAAUUGGAACACCGUCUCAGUGAAGUUGCUUUGCAAACUGCGCUUUCAUGUUCCUCUCGACAUUAUGCUGGGAGGUCCUUUCAGAUUUUCAGGGCUCUGAAGCAGCCUCUUACUGCAUCUACACUUUCUGAUGUUCUCUCCAGACUAGUAGAAACUGUUGGAGAUGCAGGAGAAGAAGCUCAGGGUUUUGUCAUAGAACUGCUUCUGACCUUAGAGUCUGCUAUUGAUACAUUGGCUGAAACCAUGAAGCAUUAUGAUCUGCUUUCUGCCCUUUCUCAAACCUCAUACCAUGAUUCUGUAAUGGGGAACAAGUAUGCAGCUAAUAGGAAAAGCACUGGACAGAUAAACCUAAGCACAAGUCCCAUUAAUAGUGGCAAUUGUUUGGGAUACUACAGCAAUACAAGGAGUAAUUCUUUAAGACUGAAUUUAAUCAGUGAGCGGAGAGGCGACCGUCGGCGGAGCAACACACUGGAUAUAAUGGAUGGAAGGAUAAAUCAUGGUGGAAGUUUGGCCAGGACUAGAAGCCUUUCCUCCCUGAGAGAGGGAGGGAUGUAUGAUGUGCAGCCCACUACUGACCCUGUCAACUUGAUGGCCACCAUAUUUUGGAUUGCAGCUUCGUUGCUGGAGUCAGAUUAUGAGUAUGAAUACCUUUUGGCUCUCAAGCUGCUCAACAAGCUUCUUAUUCACUUGCCUCUGGAUAAAUCAGAGAGUCGGGAAAAGAUAGAAAAGGUGCAGAGUAAACUGAAAUGGAAUAACUUUCCAGGCCUUCAGCAGCUUUUCCUAAAAGGCUUUACUUCGGCAUCUACGCAAGAAAUGACAGUUCAUCUCCUCAGUAAACUCAUCACAAUUUCCAGGCAUGCUCUGGUGGAUCCGUCUCAGUUAGCAGGAUUUCCCCUAAACAUCUUGUGCCUACUUCCUCAUCUGAUCCAACAUUUUGAUAACCCAACUCAGUUUUGUAAAGAAACAGCUGACAGGAUAGCAAAGGUUUGUGCAGAGGAGAAAUCACCCACUCUUGCCAAUCUGGCUCAUAUGAUGAGUUUAUACAGCACACACAGUUAUUCCAGAGACUGUUCUAACUGGAUUAAUGUAGUAUGUAGAUAUUUGCAUGACUCUUUCUCAGAUGCCACAUUUAACCUCGUAACUUAUCUUGCAGAGCUAUUAGAGAAAGGGUUAUCCAGUAUGCAACAGUCCUUACUGCAGAUCAUUUACAGUCUUCUGAGUCAUAUUGACCUAUCCACAGCACCAGUGAAGCAGUUUAAUUUGGAAAUCAUAAAAGUUAUUGGUAAAUAUGUUCAGAGUCCAUAUUGGAAGGAAGCUCUUAAUAUUUUGAAAUUGGUGGUGUCUCGGUCAGCAAGCCUUGUUGUACCUAAUGAUAUCCCAAAGUCUUAUGGAGGUGACAUAGGUUCUCCUGAAAUAUCUUUCACGAAGAUUUUUAAUGUCUCCAAGGAGCUUCCUGGGAAGACCUUAGAUUUUCAUUUUGAUAUAUCAGAGACACCAAUUAUUGGGAAUAAGUAUGGUGAUCAACACAGUGCAGCUGGUAGAAAUGGGAAGCCAAAAGUCAUUGCUGUCACCCGCAGCACUUCUUCAACUUCAUCAGGCUCCAAUUCAAAUGCAUUAGUUCCUGUCAGCUGGAAGAGACCACAGCUAUCUCAGAGAAGAACUAGGGAGAAGCUAAUGAAUGUGCUUUCUCUGUGUGGUCCAGAAUCUGGUCUUCCCAAGAAUCCUUCAGUUGUGUUUUCUUCUAAUGAGGACUUGGAAGUUGGAGAUCAACAAACUAGUCUUAUUUCAACAACAGAAGAAGUGAUUCAAGAGGAGGAAGUGGCUGUAGAAGACAAUACCAGUGAACAACAAUUUGGAGUUUUUAAAGACUUUGACUUUUUAGAUGUUGAAUUGGAAGAUGCAGAGGGUGAGAGCAUGGACAACUUCAACUGGGGUGUUCGCAGGCGCUCUCUCGACAGUAUUGACAAAGGAGACACACCAUCUCUUCAAGAAUGUCAGUACUCUGGUAGCACACCCAGCUUGAACUUGACCAACCAGGAAGAUACUGACGAGUCUUCAGAAGAGGAAGCAGCCCUGACUGCAAGUCAGAUACUGUCUCGUUCACAGAUGUUAAACAGCGAUUCUGCCAUAGAUGAAACAAUAUCAGACCAUGCUGGUUUAUCACUUCAGUCUCAGGAUUCCACUAGCAGUGUGGGAACGGAAGAUGUGCUUCAAAUAAGAACUGAGACGCCAAGUUUGGAGGCUUCUCCUCUAGAUAACUCUAGCAACCAGCUGCCUGAGGAAUGCAGUUCAGCAGUAAGGGAUGAACAGGUUAGCACUGCUAGUGAAGACACUGGGUCGUAUCUACUACAAGAACAACAAGACUGUCUGGUCUGUCAUGAAUCUCUUGAGUUGGAAGAGACCACAGAAUUGGCAGAGGCAACAGCUCCUGAGAGCUAUUCUGAAUCUGUCUGUGAAGAGGAUGUUACUCUUGCUUUGAAAGAGCUAGAUGAGAGAUGUGAAGAAGAAGAAGCUGACUUCUCUGGUUUGUCUAGCCAAGAUGAAGAAGAACAGGAUGGUUUCCCAGAAGUACAAACUUCCCCACCUCCUUCACCAUUUCUUUCUGCCAUAUUGGCAGCUUUCCAGCCAGUGGCAUAUGAUGAUGAAGAGCAAGCCUGGCGCUGUCAUGUCAAUCAAAUGCUGUCAGAUACAGAUGGAUCUUGUGCUGUCUAUACAUUUCACGUCUUCUCAAGAUUGUUUCAGACUAUUCAAAGGAAGUUUGUAUCUAUAACAAAUGAUUCAGUCAGCUUUCUUGGCGAAAGUCUGCAGCGCAUUGGAACAAAAUUUAAAAGUUCUCUGGAAGUGAUGAUGUUGUGUUCAGAAUGUCCAACAGUCUUUGUGGAUGCGGAAACGCUAUUGUCUUGUGGCCUGCUAGAAACGUUGAAGUUCAGUGUUCUAGAGCUCCAGGAACACUUGGAUACUUACAAUGUCAAAAGAGAGGCAGCAGAACAGUGGCUGGAAGACUGCAAAAGAACAUUUGGUACUGAUGAUGGUAUUUAUGGUGCCAACACAGAUGCCCAGCAAAUGGAAAUUCUAGCAGAGCUGGAGUUGUGUCGGAGACUAUACAAGUUACAUUUCCAGUUGCUGCUUCUGUUCCAAGCCUAUUGCAAGCUCAUCAGCCAAGUAAAAACAAUAAAAAAAGAAGCAGAGGUCAUAAACAUGUCUGACGAACUUGCUCUUUUGGAGAGCUGUCUGAAGGAGGCUGAGGCUGCAUCUGACAGUGGUAUCGAAGAAAUCGAAAUUGCAGAGGCUUCCCAAGCUAGCACGGAAACGGCUAUUCACUCUCUCAUUGAAACCCUGAGAAACAGGGAGUUUGUGUCAGCCGUAGCACAGGUCAAGGCUUUCAGAUCUAUUUGGCCCCAUGACAUCUUUGGCAGUUCUGAAGAUGACCCAGUUCAAACAUUGCUGCACAUAUACUUCCGUCAUCAGACACUUGGUCAGACUGGUAGCUUCGCAGUAGUAGGCUCCAACCAGGACAUGUCUGAGGCCAGCUCAAAGCUGAUGGAACUGAAUCUGGAAAUUCGAGAGUCUCUACGCAUGGUGCAAUCCUAUCAGCUUCUAGGGAAGAUCAAACCAGGAAUCAAUCUUGUGAGCACUGGAUUCUGAACAGCUGUCAUUUAGAAAGAUGAUGAUGAAGAUGCUUCAGACUAUUAUUGAGCACCUUUCAUGAAAACAGUAAGAAAAAAAGAAAAAAAACAAAACCCUCCAGCCAGCCAACACAGUUUCAUCACAGCAAGAAAUUGUUUCAACAAGAGUAAAAACCUGAGAAUUGAACAUCUUACUUGACUGCUCUUUCUACACAGUACCUGUGUGGCAGUAGUAUUUUUUUAUUAAAUUUAUGUAUAAAAACUACAUGAAAGGAAAAGGGCUUAACUGUAAUGCAUACAUAUGCAUUAUCUUCUGUUGUAACUCCUGUGUAGUUCUGUUGUAACAGGACUAUAAAUGGUGUUUGCAGUAACAGCCUCUAAAGGUUGAAGCAAUAUUGCAGGUGGGAUGAGGCUAAAAUCAAGGCUGGGUUAUUUUGGCUGAAGACCUGCAAGGCUUCCUGGCUUUCCAGCAGUAGUAAAUAUAAUCAACUAAUACCUAAUGAGACACUUUGCAAUGCCAUGAAGAAUGUGCGGUCAAACAUGAGUAGAAUGACUUAACGACUGCAAAACCAGUUGACUUCUCAAUGUUUUAUUUGCUUUUGUUGUCUGUAUCAAGGAAAUGAUGUGUGUGAGUUAGAAUGUAUGGCUAUGUGGCAGUUGUUUUUUGAAGGUAUGGAUGAUUGUUAAAUGAGGUCUCAGAGCAUGCUUGAAAGAGCUGCAAGAUUAUUUUUGAAGAAAUUUUAUUUUAUUAGAUCUAAUCCUCAUAGUGUGUAAAUGUUAGGACAUUUAAUAAUAUUUUAAACUGGG